AGUACACAAAAAAAAGAGGCCAGCAGCUAACGACCCUCAUAGGAAAACAUACGACCAUCGUCAUCGAGAAGCGGUUAAAGCGGCAAAAGAUAACCGUCAACGCGCGAAAGAAACCCUCGAUGCGAAGCGGGCAGUCCUCGCGGACCGGACAGCCGCUGCGAAUUCGGUAGCAUUAACUGCUCUUUUUUCCACCCGUCCAGAAGAGUCUCAAUUUGAUUUUCUUUAUGGUCCACCGCUUUUUUUUAAUCAUGAAAGAGGGGCAUAUGUGGGCCCACCAUGACCUGAAGAAGCGCUCUCGUUUCUCUUUUACAAAAAUGUUCGCUGUAUGCAGAGCCUCGGGACUAGAGGACAUUUCUCGAGACACAGUCGGCGACUUCUGCCUUCUAGUGCUCCUUUCGUGGCGAUAUUUUUUAUCAACAGCGCAUCUUAUGUGAACGAGACUCAGAAUUGUAAAUGUAUUAUAGACAACGCGUGUUAUCCUGGUUUAUCUGCAG
This is a messenger RNA of Amoebophrya sp. A25, 494 nucleotides long. Lineage: Eukaryota; Dinophyceae; Syndiniales; Amoebophryaceae. The record is from the annotation of a GenBank genome assembly.